Messenger RNA from Saccharomyces kudriavzevii IFO 1802, 2403 nucleotides. RefSeq names its product transcriptional regulator SWI6 (gene SWI6). The record is from RefSeq and is a predicted model, not a curated record. The transcript has a single exon. NCBI's taxonomy places the organism in Eukaryota, Fungi, Ascomycota, Saccharomycetes, Saccharomycetales, Saccharomycetaceae. Gene Ontology annotation, cellular component: SBF transcription complex; MBF transcription complex. Gene Ontology annotation, molecular function: protein binding; transcription coactivator activity. The coding region runs from base 1 to 2403 and encodes 800 amino acids.
AUGGCAUUGGAAGAAGUGGUACGAUAUUUGGGAGCUCAUAAUGAGAUUCCUCUGACCCUCACUAGAGACUCUGAAACUGGCCAUUUCCUCCUGAAGCACUUCCUACCCAUUUUACAGCAAUAUCAUGAUACAGGGAAUAUUAACGAAACAAACCCGGAUAACUUCCCCACUGACGAGGAAAGAAAUAAAUUACUGACGCAUUAUGGGAUUGUUGUGACUACCGACGAUCAAGGUGAGUUAUGGAUAGAAUUGGAAAAAUGUUUACAAUUGCUAAACAUGUUAAAUUUAUUUGAUUUGUUUCAGGACGCAUUCGAAUUCGAAGAACCUGAAACAGAUCAGGAUGAAGAAGACCCCGAUCAUUCGAAGGAAACAGGAAAUGAAGCUAAAAAUGAAAUUUCCACCAUCAGUUCUAAAAGGAUUAAUAUUUUACAAGAUAUGAGCGCAGAUUCCGAUGCCCACAGAGAAUUAGGCUCUCCAUUAAAGAAGUUGAAGAUAGAUACUUCUAUGAUAGAUGCGGAAAGUGACUCGGCUCCCAACGCUGCCACAGACAAUAUCGACAAUCACAAUAAGAAAUCCGCCAGCGGCAGCGAGAACAACAAUGACGCCGAUGACAAUGAAGGGGCAACUACGCCUAUCGUUACAUUUACUCAUGAUCUAACUUCUGAAUUUUUGAGUAAACCUUUAAUUAUUGUGAAAACAUUGCCUUCUCCAAUUGUAAACGAUAACGAACAGAAAAUGAAACUUGAGGCAUUUUUACAACGAUUGUUAUUCCCGGAAGUCCAAGAAAUGCCUGCAUCUCUUAAUGAUGAUAACAAUGCCAGAAACUCGGAAGAAGCUGACUCAGAUCAGCAACAACACGUAUCAUUUGAUAGCGUUUUGCAAGAGGUCAACGAUGCUUUUCCUAACACUCAAUUGAACCUUAAUAUUCCCGUCGAUGAGCAUGGAAACACCCCAUUGCAUUGGUUGACUUCGAUAGCGAAUCUUGAAUUAGUGAAAAACUUAGUCAAACAUGGUUCAAACAGACUAUAUGGUGAUAAUAUGGGGGAGUCGUGUUUGGUGAAGGCUGUUAAAUCUGUUAACAAUUAUGACUCAGGGACUUUUGAGACACUCCUAGAUUAUCUGUAUCCAUGUCUAAUAGUGGAAGAUUCGAUGAACAGGACGAUUUUGCACCAUAUCAUUAUUACAUCUGGCAUGACUGGCUGUUCCUCCGCUGCUAAAUAUUAUUUAGACAUUUUGAUGGGAUGGAUCGUUAAGAAACAAAACAGGCCCAUCCAAAAUGGUAAUAUUAACAAUGAAAAUAAUACUGAUAAAAAAAAAAAAGAAAAAAAGGACUCAAUACUGGAAAAUUUGGACCUGAAAUGGAUAAUUACAAACAUGCUCAAUGCACAAGACUCCAAUGGCGAUACUUGCCUGAAUAUUGCUGCUAGGUUGGGAAACAUAUCAAUAGUAGAUGCGCUAUUAGAUUAUGGUGCAGACCCAUUUAUUGCCAAUAAGUCUGGCUUAAGACCAGUCGAUUUUGGGGCAGGUACUUCAAAAUUACAAAAUAGCAAAGAAAACCAUGAAAAUUCAAACCAGGCAUCUAAGAGUGAUUCUGAAGGUCAAAACAACGGAAAUAAAAAAAAAGUAAGGUCUCAGCUGUUGAAAAAUCCUCCUGAAACGACAUCAUUAAUCAAUGAUGUCCAAAGCUUAUUAAACUCCAUCUCUGAAGAUUAUGAGAGUGAGACAGUGCAAUAUAAUGAAAAAUUAGAAAGUCUCCAUAGAGAACUAAAUGAACAACGGGAAAAAUUAGCUAAUUCAAGAGGUCAAUUGGCAAAUGUCAAAGAAUUAAAAGAUGAGUACUCAUUAAUGCAGGAGCAAUUGGGUAAUUUGGAAGCAGGAAUUGAAGAAGAAGAGGCAAGUUUUAAAAACGAGAGCAAAAAGCUGGGAAUUGUAGCGGACGAAAGUUCAGGUAUUGAUUGGGACUCCAGUGAGUAUGACGCAGAUGAACCAUUUAAAGUGGAGUUCAUCUCAGAACUCUUAGAGGAAAAGCUGCAAAGGGACUAUGACGGAGACAUUUCCAAAUUACUGGAAUCGGAAUCAAAAGAACAAAUAAUAGAACAAAUACGAAAUCAAGUUCCAGUAGAAAAAAUUAACUCUAUGCUGCCACCAAUUGCUCUACUAAAGGCAAGAAUAAAUGCAUACAAAAGAAACGAUAAACACUUGAGUAGUGUCCUGCACACAAUCGGUACCAAACAAUCAGAAUUAGAAGACAAAUUUAGGAGAGUACUGUCUUUAUGUUUGAAGAUCGAUGAAAACAAGGUUGACGAUAUGCUUGAUGGUUUAUUACAGGCCAUAUCUUCCGAAGACCCGCAAGAUAUUGAUACCGAGGAAAUGCAAGAUUUCUUGAAAAAACAUGCUUCGUAA